AUGCAUCGUCCUUUCGACACAUACGAUGGCCUCGCCGUCGCCCAAAUCGUCCUCUACACCUUCUUCCUCGUCGGCGCCGUCAUUCUCUGCCUCAAGCACGGCUUCCUGAAAUCCGCCGGCUGGCGGUACCUGCUCGCGCUCGCGCUCGUGCGCAUCGUCGGCAGCGCGCUGCGCCUGGCCACCAUCUCCGCGCCGACCGACGAGAACCUGUACAUUGGCUGGCUGGUCCUCACCGGGCUCGGGCUCGGCCCGCUCAUCCUCAUGCUGCUCGGGCUGCUCUCGCGCACGUUCGAGUCGAUGCGCCGCAACGGCCACGACAUCGUCAAGCCCAUCUUCCACCGCGCCGUGCAGACCCUCAUGCUCGUCGCCAUGAUCCUCCUCAUCGUCGGCGGCUUCAGCGCCACGUUUACCAUCGGCGCCGGCGGCGCGCCGCAGGUGAGCUACGCCGUGACGAGCCGCGUCGGCAGCGGCCUCAUGAUUGUCGUCUUCGUGCUGCUCUGCCUCGAGACCCUGCUCGCCGUCGUCAACCAGGGCUACGUCGCGCAGGGGGAGCACCGCGUCGUUUUCGCCGUCAUCGCCUGCUUGCCCUUUGUGCUGGUGCGCCUCGUGUACAGCGAGUUGCUCGUCUUUGCGCACGUCCGCUCGACGGCGUGGCUUAUGCUGGCCAUGGAGGUCGCCAUGGAGGUCAUCGUCGUGCUCAUCUGCGAGAUACUGGGCUUUGCGCUGGCGAGAGCACCGCCAGAGGAGAGGAAGCCGGCCGACGUCGAGGCGCAGUCGAUGCCUGCACAUGGCAACUUGCACUCGCAGAACGGGUAUCCGAUGGCCCAGUAUCCUGCGGAGUCUGUGCCGCGCAAGACUCGUCGCGAGCGGAAGCGCGAGCGUCGCCAACGUCGAUAG
Messenger RNA from Cordyceps militaris CM01, 897 nucleotides. RefSeq lists its product as uncharacterized. Bases 1 to 897 code for a protein of 298 amino acids. NCBI's taxonomy places the organism in Eukaryota, Fungi, Ascomycota, Sordariomycetes, Hypocreales, Cordycipitaceae. The record is from RefSeq and is a predicted model, not a curated record. The transcript has a single exon.